Molecule: messenger RNA, 3107 nt
Organism: Chenopodium quinoa (quinoa)
Lineage: Eukaryota; Viridiplantae; Streptophyta; Magnoliopsida; Caryophyllales; Amaranthaceae
Product: phosphoinositide phosphatase SAC2-like
Exons: 15
Coding region: 667-2712 (681 amino acids)
Biological process (GO): phosphatidylinositol dephosphorylation
Cellular component (GO): intracellular membrane-bounded organelle
Molecular function (GO): phosphatidylinositol-3,5-bisphosphate 5-phosphatase activity
Source: RefSeq, a predicted model, not a curated record
AUCAUUUUCAUCAAGUCAACAACAUAAUUGUACGAUUAAGUAUAGAUCUACCUAUCUUUACUUGAGUCAUAUCGACUAUUGCAUCUUAAUUGCAUAAUUAACAACCCGAGGCAUCGCCUGGGAUACACACUAAUUGCAUUUUAAUUGUAUUAAUUAAUACGAACAUUAUUUCUUAACUAAUUAAUAGGGUAACUUGGAGUAAUUAACCCAAUAAACAACCUGUACUCGCAAGAAAAAAAACCAAAAAAAAUAACCGAGAGUAACAAACAUGAACAAAAAAAAGGGAUUCACUCUUUACUAUUGAGCUAGUACUAGGUCAACAGUAACACCGUAGUAAGUAGUAACUACCUUUUGUCCUUAGAAAACAGAAAAAACUGAAAGGUACUUUAUUUGUUGGGGUACAGUACCUAGUUUUGGGAUUUUGGGAACAUUUUGAAAAUAUCCAAAAAAAAAUUUAGAAAACAAAAAACAGCUUAGUAUUAAAGUGAGGCUAGUUCAAUUGUAUUUUGGUGGGCGGCCUCUCCUCACUCUUUUUUGCUUUGAUUUCGUCUCCUCCUUCCAGUUCCAACCCCUCUUUUUCUUCUCCUCAGGUGCUCAACAACAAUUCUAUACUCUCUGACGCUUCGAUUCGAUUCGACGAAUAUCAUAUCAUCUUCGCGCAGAUUAAUGGUUGGAUCAGAGAGGGGUGAAGAAGAGGUGAAUUAUAGGUUUCGUAAAUUGGAAGAAAUGGGGUCAGAAAAUAAAAAUAUUGAUAAUGGAUUAAACGACAUAGUUCUUGAACAAGGUGAGAGCAGCAAUAGCUCUCCUCCUUAUUAUUUGGAAAAAUUCACCCUUUACGAAACCAUAAAGGAUUUCUACAUGGUUGGAAGAGAUGCAAAAAGAGAGCAUUGGAGGGUGUUAAAAAUUGACAGAUCUAAACCUUCUGAACUUGUUUUCUGUGAAGAUCCAAAAACUUAUUCAUAUGAGGCAUGCAAGAGUUUAUUGGGCGCCAUACGUGGCCUCAAAUGCGUUACCGAUUACUACGGUAUUGUAGGUUUCAUCCAAUUUGUGAAAUCUUAUCAUAUCCUUCUCAUAACUGAGAGGAAAGAAGUUGGAAAGAUUUUAGGUCAUCCGAUAUAUUCUAUAUCUAAAUAUAGGAUGAUUUCAAUCUCGCAAUCUACUGCUUUGACGUACAUGUAUAAUUCUUCAAAAGAAAAUAGGUACAAGAAACUCUUGCAGCUAGUUGAUCUCAGGGAUAAUUUCUUUUUCAGUUACUCAUACCCUCUUAUGAAUAGGGUACAACAUAAUCUAAAUAGUCAAGAAACGAGACUUUCUUAUGAUAACAUGUUUGUAUGGAAUGAAUAUUUAAGUUAUCAAAUUAGGGAGAGUCUCAAAUCUACUAUUUGGACUGUUGCACUAAUACAUGGAUUUUUCAAACAGGUUGAGUUAUGCACUGGUGGAAAGAAUUUCAUUUUAACCCUUAUUGCAAGAAGAUCAUGUCAAUUUGCAGGCACUAGGUAUGAGAAAAGGGGUGUCAAUGAAAAGGGUCAAGCUGCAAAUGAUGUCGAGAUUGAGCAGAUAGUUUGUCCAAGUAUUAAAGGCAAAAGCCCCACUGAAAUCACUUCAAUUGUGCAAAAUCGCGCUUCCAUACCUCUUUGUUGGUCACAAAAGUCGUCAUUGUUUACUCUAAAGCCUGAUAUCCUACUUUCAGAAGGCAACCACUGCUAUGAUGCAACACAACUUCAUUUCCACAAUAUGCGCAUAAGAUAUGGAGUGCCAAUUAUUAUUCUGAAUCUUAUUAAGUCAUCCAAAGAAACCCACCGCGAAUAUCUUUUGCAUAAGAAAUUCGAGGAAGCAGUGGAUUUCGUUAAUAAGAAGUUGGAUGUUGAGAAUCGAGUGCAGUUUGUAAGCCUAGACCUUGAUGCAGCCUUCCGAGAUGAGAAAACCGAUGAACUGAAAGAACUUCAAGGUUUUGCUGAAAAUGCACUAAGUAAAACUGGAAUCUUUUCUUGUUCUUGUCAAAUGGCUCAAUCUGUAAACUAUGAAUCUUCACUUGACUCAUCACAUAUCGGGAUCAGCUCAAGUGAUAACAACAACAUAUGUAACCAGAAGGGGAUCAUAAGAGUAAAUUGCCUCGAUUCUUUAGAUCGCACUAAUUUUGCUCAAUAUGUGUAUGGUUUGGUUUCGCUUGGUCAUCAGUUGCAUACUUUAGGAAUAAUUGAAUCCCAAGAUCAGCUCAACAUUGAAGACCCUUUAGCAUGUGACUUGAUGAACCUUUAUCAGGCCAUUGGAGAUGCCCUUUCCCGGCAAUAUGGUGGGUCUCCAGCGCACCAUAAGAUAUUCUCCAAGAUCAGGGGUCAAUACAAAAUGGCUUCGCAAUUUCAAGAGUUCAUGAAAAGCAUUCAGCGUCAUUGCAGUAAUUCUUUCACAGAUGGUGCUAAGCAACAGGCUAUUGAUUUAUUCUUGGGACAUUAUAAACCUGAAUUUGAAGGUGGUGAAUUGAUUCCCUGCGAAACAGAUUCAGAUCAGAUUGACAAGUGUGGAUGGAUGAAUUACACCUACUUGCAUAACAUAUCCAGGUGUAAUCCAUGCAUCUAUUCCGACUUUGACAGGCUAUUAUUUGAAAGCGAUGCUGAUGAAGCUGGUCAUCAGUGCUUGACAGGACCACCUGGAAGUCCUCAGCAUGAUUCGCAAGAAGGGUUUCUUUUGGUCGAGUUUCCUACUGGAUCGUAAUGUGUCUAGUCUGAAUCAAGAACCAGCGCUUUUUGACCUUUUAACCAUUGAGGCCCUUUAAAUUUUGUGAAAGCUCGGCAGAACGCAAAUUCUUGUCAUUGCCCUGGUAGAAAGAGAGGAAAGCUCGGCAGAACGCAAUGAUCUUGUCAUUGCCCUGGUAGAAAGAGAUGAUCUAUCUUCCUUUGAAGGAAGCAAUUGUUUGGUGAAGUGUGGAGUGAUAUUCAUCUUAUGCAGGCGUCUUUGUACCCUGGUUCCGCAUACACAGUUUGUAGUUCCAAAUACAGAGAAUUGAAGGUAUAAUAGAUAUACAGAAUUGAAGGUAUAAUAGAAAGACAGAAUAGAAACAUCUCAGGUUUUAUGUACUCAGUAUUAUACAUUUCAUAUCAAAUACUCAA